AUGUCAAAACGACAGUCGAUGAUGCCCGCGGCGCCGCCCACGCCCGUCCACUUUGUGACGGACCGCACCGGCGGCGGCGGCGGCGGGCCCGUUGUCAUGGCGGACGCCGUGUACGUUGUCGGCACGUUCCCCGUGACCAUUAGCGGCGACUCGGUCAUCCAUCCACGGGCGCGGCUGGACGCCAAGGGCGGGCCCGUCAACAUUGGCCGGCGCUGCAUUGUGGAAGAGCGCGCUGUGGUGGGCGGCGGCGCGGCGUUUUCGGCGUCGAACAGCAACGUGGCCGUCCCGGGCAGCUUCCCGUCGCCGGAGGGCAGCGUGACGCUCGGGGACUACGUGUCCGUGGAGACGGGGUCGGCGCUCGAGGCGGGUGUCGUGGUGGGCCAGGGCAGCGUCGUGGGCGCCCGGAGCCAAAUCGGCAGCGGAGCCGUGAUUGGGAGGUACUGCACACUCGCCCCGCGGAGUCGAAUUUUACCCGGAGAACGGGUGCCCGACUUCACAGUGGUGUACGGCCAGCAGCGGCGGCGGGACGGACGCGUGGGCGCGGCCGAGGCACGGCACAAGCAGCAGGCACGCAAGAUCGAGGUGCUGCGCAAGCUGAUUCCUAGCGUGCCAGAGAAAUACAUGGCGGCAUAG
Messenger RNA from Sporothrix brasiliensis 5110, 633 nucleotides. RefSeq names its product dynactin 6. NCBI's taxonomy places the organism in Eukaryota, Fungi, Ascomycota, Sordariomycetes, Ophiostomatales, Ophiostomataceae. The record is from RefSeq and is a predicted model, not a curated record. Gene Ontology annotation, biological process: mitotic spindle organization. Gene Ontology annotation, cellular component: dynactin complex. The transcript has 2 exons. The coding region runs from base 1 to 633 and encodes 210 amino acids. Gene Ontology annotation, molecular function: dynein complex binding.